Messenger RNA from Symbiodinium necroappetens, 879 nucleotides. Lineage: Eukaryota; Dinophyceae; Suessiales; Symbiodiniaceae. The record is from the annotation of a GenBank genome assembly.
AUGGCCGCGAAUGCUGGUGCAGCGACUGAAUCAGGUCUUGCUUACGCCUCCCAGCCGUCCCUGUCACAGAUCCAUGCGCGCGCCCGGCUGGGCGCUGCUUCGGCACAGAGCGCCGCGAAGGGCGCAGAGUCCAAUGCGUCGAUGUCGGCCCCGGCAGCUUUGAUGGGUGGAUCCCUGCUCGGGCUGUGCGCCAGCUCCAAGCGCUCCAAGCGCAGCUCAAGGCGAACGGCUUUGCGUGUCGCAACGGCCGACGUCCAGACUCUGAACGCUCCAGAUGGGGAGGAUGAGAUGAUGGCAGGUGUUUCCGGCGGUGCCUUUGGUGGCUACACGCAGUCGAAUGUGUCUGCGCGCCGGGUUGUGCCUUCUGAGGCGCAGAGACAGGGUCGGAAGUACGUCAAAGUGGUUUACGUGGUUCUGGAGUCCCAGUAUCAGUCGGCAAUGACUACUGCCAUCCGUCAGAUCAACAAGUCUCCGGGCCCUGUUUGCAUGGAGUGCGUGGGCUACUUGCUGGAGGAGAUUCGAGACCCUACCAGCGAAGAGGAGCUGGCAAAGGACUUAGAUGACGCCAACAUUUUCAUUUGUUCAUUGAUUUUUGUGCAAGAGCUGGCCGAGAAGCUCGUGAAGAUCGUCGAGCCUCGCCGCGAGAAUCUUGACGCCUGCCUUUGCUUCCCCUCGAUGCCUGAGGUGAUGAAGCAGAACAAGCUUGGCACCUUCGACUUGACACAGAUUGCCGGUGGCCCUCUCGGCAACUUUGCACAGCAGGUGAAGGACUUGAGGCAGAAGUCUUUGGCCAAGAACAAGCCGGCCUCCGGUGGGAACUUCCAGGCACCGCGGACGGGAGCAAACUUGUCUUGGUUGACGAAUGUCAUGAUUCUUGUG